UCUAACCUGUCAUCUGCAGCUAGUGUAGUGUAACCAACUGGUUUCAUCGGUACACUAGACUGAUUAGUACUCUUAGUACUAGUGGAGUUAUAGGUGAUGUGUUUACUAACCAAUUAGUGGAUAAACUAGUACAAUCACAGGUAACUUGUUUACUCAUCCAUUAUAUUGGAUGAACUAGUAGAACCACAGGUUGGUUGUUUACCAACCCAUUAGUGCUGAUUAGACUAGCAAAACCACAGCACAGGUUUGCAGAUGUGUCCUUCUCACUGUGCAAGUCUGUUUUUUUUCUUUUUAAACCCCUUUUUCUUGCUGUGCCACCUCACUGGGGUGCAGUGUGACACUGCUUAAGGAGCGCAAUCGGUAGAAACCUGUUGUUAAUCUCAUUCACCCUGGUUUACCAUGGGUUACUCUGGUACUGAGGUCCUCGUACGCAACACACCUGUCGCACUUUGGGUUUAUUAUGACUGUAUUAGUGUGCGGGUCACUGUGUUGCUUGUCGGUGGUUUAUUGUGGCUGUGGUUCAUUAGCCCCCCAUGGUCUUAUCACAGUCUUAUCAGAGAGCUGCGUUCAAGGUGACAGCAGGGGCUCCGCUGCCUUUGGUCCAGUCGGAGUCCAGGGAGGUUUGCCCCACCUCCUCAUCGAGCAAGAGACACCCCUGUUUGUCACUAUGGAGGGCGGUCAUCGUUUUGCCCAUCUGUGCUGUGCACCUUUCCUGCUGCCGAUCCUACAGGUGGUUUCUACCGCAGGUACUCCCACCAUCCCCCACUUCACUGGCUGUCUGUCCCGGGACCAUGAGACCUUCCGUUGCUGGUGGGACACCGGAAGUUUCUGGAACCUCUCGGCACCAGGGGCCCUUCGGGUGUUCUACCUCAAAGAGAACUCUCCCGGGACCUGGCACGAGUGUCCCGAGUAUAGUGUGUUGGUGCCCAACGAGUGCUACUUCAGCACGCGGCACACGUCCGUGUGGACAUCCUACUGCGUGCAGCUGCACGACGCCGCCCUGGACGCCACCUACGAUGAGCUCUGCUUCAGUGUCGACUCCAUCGUGUUCCCCGAGCCACCCGUGGGCCUCAACUGGACACUGCUGAAUGCGAGCCGCUCCGGGCUCCACUACGACGUUCUGGUGCACUGGGACCCCCCGCCAUCAGCGGACAUCAGGACUGGCUGGAUCAGCCUGGAGUACGAGGUCCGGUACCGCGAGAAGGACUCAGCCCGCUGGCGCACGCUGGACAUGAUCUCCAGCACCGAGCGCUCCAUCUACGGCCUGUGUGUGGGCAUCGAGUAUGAGGUCCAGGUGCGGUGCAGAAUGGUAGCCCACAACAACUUUGGUGAGUUCAGCCGAACUCUCCGCAUCUUCCUGGCACAGAGUCCCUCGAGAGAGUCGAGCUUCUCUAUGGCCACGACGCUGAUCUUCACAGCCAUUGGGGCUGGGAUCCUUAUCCUGCUGCUGGUCAUCUCCCAGCACCACAGGUUAACGGUGAUUUUCCUGCCACCGGUUCCUGGCCCCAAAAUCAAAGGCAUUGAUCCGGACCUGCUGAAGAAGGGCAAGCUGGAUGAAAUUAGCUCCAUCCUGGGCAGACAGGACCAUUACAAGGUGGACAAUACCAGUGGGGACCUCUUAGUGGACUUCAUCGAACUGGACCUGGAGGAACCAGGCCAGAACGUCGAGGACUCGGAGUCGAAAGGUUAUUCUGACCCAAACCAGUCAGACCUCUGCUGCUUUAUCCAGGAUUGUCACUCUGGGAGAGAGAGCUCUUGUAAGUCAGAGUUGUCUGACCAUGACCUCUCGACACUUGAGUCACCAGCUCGCCCCAUCAACCUCAGCCCACCAGCCGCACCUUCAAACCGUUUGCCACUCUGUCAUAAGCACAGUCAGCCAGCCACAACUCCUUACAGCCACGUGGGCAAGGUGACUUCUGUGGGCGAACUAGUGUUGUCAGCUGGCCAGAUGGAUCCCAGAAGCAUUGCGUACACCUCAGAGAUCUGCACUAUGCAAACCAGUGCUGACCUCAGCCAGAGGUGGUGCUAUGAGCCAUCAAAAGGAGGUGUAUCCCUUGGAGGCCCCUCCCUGUGCCAGUUAAGCCCCUCCCUAUCUCCUCCUGCAGACUCAGGAUACACAGUGCUGUAAGGGCUAGCAGAGCUUUUUAAUAACCUGGCAACUUUUAGUAUAAAGUAGUUAUAAUAAUAUCUGUAUUUUAAACUGCUGCACAUUUACAGAAGCUACUGCGACUGGAAUCUAGAACCUUCUUUUAGAGUUCCCUAUCUAUGAGAGUAGAACGCCCUUAUGUGAUGCAAGAUGAGUUCAUGUAAACAUGUAACUGAUGGGUGCUUCAUGCACAGCACAUCUCAUUACUUCUUGUACAUGCUUUUUUAUGUAACUUGCAUUAAAACAUUAACUGCUUGUGAUUGUGCCAGUCUGAUUAUGCGUAUGGUCCUACAGGGUUUCAAUGACAAUGGUCAUCAGCAAUGUCAUUUUUGUUGUUGCUGUGGAAUGCAUGCCAACUCUUGACCACUCGUGGCACAGUCCCCUUCUUCGCUGGGCACUUCUGAGAGGUCCCGGUAAGAGGAGAGGGACACACCUGGUCACUCGGGUAUUUUACGGGACUUUGUGGGAGUGACCAGGAAAAAGAAAAGGCGCAGAAGGAAGGCUGGGUUGAUCACCGGUACUACAGUGGGGGUGCCGGUCUUGACUGCGACCCCUCAAAGGACCGAGAAGAUGUUCCCUCCUCCAUAGUGGUACCCGAUCAUUCGGUCUUAUUAGUUAUUGAUUUAUCUCGGGUGGGGUCAUCCCCUAGGUUAAGUUUGUCAGGGCCGGGGGAAUAGUCCCACCCGACAGCUAUGGAGAAUGGAGAUUUUUGUUUAGAAAAACUGUUCGAAUAAUUGAUUUUAAUUUGUAGAUUUUAUAGUAUUUUAGUAU
This is a messenger RNA of Scleropages formosus (Asian bonytongue), 2917 nucleotides long. Its product is annotated as growth hormone receptor-like. Lineage: Eukaryota; Metazoa; Chordata; Actinopteri; Osteoglossiformes; Osteoglossidae. Gene Ontology annotation, biological process: cytokine-mediated signaling pathway. The record is from RefSeq and is a predicted model, not a curated record. Gene Ontology annotation, molecular function: protein binding; cytokine receptor activity. Gene Ontology annotation, cellular component: membrane; external side of plasma membrane. The transcript is spliced from 9 exons. The coding region runs from base 461 to 2128 and encodes 555 amino acids.